Messenger RNA from Tarenaya hassleriana, 507 nucleotides. Its product is annotated as PI-PLC X domain-containing protein At5g67130-like. NCBI's taxonomy places the organism in Eukaryota, Viridiplantae, Streptophyta, Magnoliopsida, Brassicales, Cleomaceae. The record is from RefSeq and is a predicted model, not a curated record. The transcript is spliced from 4 exons. Bases 1 to 507 code for a protein of 168 amino acids.
AUGGGGGCAUGGGACCCCAUUCACAUGUAUUUAUACAUUGCAGAUGGAAAUGAGGGGAUGAAGCAUGGAAUGUGCAUAAACAGACCAGAGUCAUUACCAAUGAACACGAAAACAAGAUCACUUGUUCUUGUGAACCAUUUCCCGGAUGCCCCUGAAUUCCUCACAGCUUGCAGACAUAACCCGGCUCCUCUCAUGGGCGCUGUCAAAGCAUGUUAUGAGGCAUCCGGACAACGUUGGCCCAACUUCAUCUCCGUUGAUUUCUAUAAGGUGUGUUGUAAAAGUGAUGGAGGAGGAGCUUCACAAGCAGUAGAUGUUGCAAAUGGUCAUCUUGUUUGUGGUUGCGACAACAUUGCUGCUUGCAUGGAGAACAUGACGAAGGGAACAUGUGCAAAGCAAGAAGCAUCAGAGCAGAGUGCACUCGUGACAAUUGCUAAACUAACUGCCCAAGCUUCGAAUACCAAACCGGCCCAACUUUAUAUAAACAUUAGUCUUAAUCACUCAGAAUAG